Molecule: messenger RNA, 988 nt
Organism: Prionailurus viverrinus (fishing cat)
Lineage: Eukaryota; Metazoa; Chordata; Mammalia; Carnivora; Felidae
Gene: LRRC72
Product: leucine rich repeat containing 72
Exons: 9
Coding region: 55-921 (288 amino acids)
Molecular function (GO): protein binding
Source: RefSeq, a predicted model, not a curated record
GCUGCGGGCUGGGCUGGCUGGAUAGGAGGUGCUGCUGGCCUCCUGGGUGCCCGGAUGGCCUGGGCCCCUAACCAUCUGGCCCGCGCCUUCAGACACUCAACGCGCGUAGUCAGCGUUCCGGAAACUGCCCUGGAGAUCAGCCUCAGGGCAGUUGAAGAUCAGCUAAAGAUAUGUGGCCACAAGAGGGAUGCUGAUGUCUUUGAGCUGUUCCUUUCUCAAAAGGAACUGACGGAAGUCAUUGAUCUCUCUAGGUUUAAAAAAUUAAAAUACUUAUGGCUACAUCACAAUAAGCUCCAUGGAAUAACAUUUCUAACUAGAAACUAUUGUCUGACAGAACUAUAUCUAAACAACAAUGCCAUAUUCGAGAUAGAAGGCCUGCACUCUCUACCUUCAUUGCACAUCCUCCUGCUACACCACAAUGAGCUAACGGACAUUGACGCAACAGUGAAGGAAUUAAAGGGAAUGCUCAAUCUGAAGAGCCUAAGUCUCUACCAAAACCCUUUGUGCCAAUAUAACCUGUAUCGUUUAUAUAUAAUCUACCACCUUCCAGGAGUAGAGUUGCUUGAUCGAAAUCAAGUUACAGAGAAGGAAAGAAGAUCAAUGAUCACCAUUUUUAAUCACAAAAAGGCUCAUAUUGUUCAGUCAAUAGCAUUCAGAGGAAAAGUAGAUGCCUCCUGGAAUCCUAGAUCACCGUUUAAGCAAAAACCAGCUCAGAGAAUACCUCCAGAUUUUUCAUUUGCGAAUAAUGUAGACAAAACUGUGUUUGAUGACCCAGAAGAUGCUGUAUUUGUAAGGUCCAUGAAGAGAUCAGCUAUGGCUAUUACCUCCCUCAACUGGGACACAGUUCCAACACGAGAGGAAAAAUACCUUGAUGAGAAAGGCACAGAAUCUGCUCAAAUGGUCACCAUUACACUGAGAUAAACCCUGGUAUCUGUAGAAAGCCUAGUGGUUUCCAGUUCUUCAUUAAACUUCUCUGUGAUUAAGUAUA